Molecule: messenger RNA, 1665 nt
Organism: Penaeus indicus
Lineage: Eukaryota; Metazoa; Arthropoda; Malacostraca; Decapoda; Penaeidae
Product: protein mono-ADP-ribosyltransferase PARP3-like
Exons: 13
Coding region: 31-1542 (503 amino acids)
Biological process (GO): double-strand break repair; protein poly-ADP-ribosylation
Cellular component (GO): nucleolus; site of double-strand break
Molecular function (GO): NAD+-protein mono-ADP-ribosyltransferase activity; NAD+ poly-ADP-ribosyltransferase activity
Source: RefSeq, a predicted model, not a curated record
CUUUUGUGUAGCGAACAUUAACGGACAGCGAUGGUGAAGAUGCCACGGAGCUGGCCAACGAAGCGGACGGCGCCGCCUGAGGAGGACGCGUCCCCCUCCAAGCGCCGCCGGGGGGGGAGGCAGGCUGUUCCGGCGAGCGCUUGCGACCCCCAGCAAGGAAAGUCGAGAGUCUUGAAGGAGUGUCAAGUGGAUGCGGUCUUGAGGCAAAAGUACCCCAGGGCGACGGUGCACCAGGACUAUUCAUGCCUUCUGAACUAUGCGAACGUAAGGAGGAACAUGAAUAAAUUUUAUAUCAUUCAGAUUAUCAAAAAGGCGAGGAAAUACAUCUGUUUUACGCGCUGGGGAAGAGUGGGAGAGAGAGGAACAUCGUUUGAGUAUAAUGGAACAAACAAGGCGGAAGAUGCGGUGAAGAAAUUCAAGGAAAUCUUCAAAAGUAGAACCAGAAAUAACUGGGACAAGAGACACGCCUUCAGGUCCUACUACCGGCGACAAUACACCUGGAUUGAAAUAGAUGACGAGGAAAAAGGGGGCGGCGGUUCUUGCAACUUGCACCCGAGGACUUGCAAGCUGAUCAGACUCCUCCACGCGGAGGAAAUUCUGUGCAACAAUAAUAGAGAGGACAAUAGACUCCCUUAUAAAAUCAGCCAGCUUCAGUGCCAGAAAGGACUGCGAGUUCUAGACGAAAUCGAAACAGCUCUUAGUCGAAAAAAGCCCAAAAAAAUGCUACGGGAUCUCUCAUCCAAGUUCUUCAGCCUUAUUCCGCACAAAUUUCUUUACGAAAAACUUCCCUUCUUGGACACGGUCGAGGUUUUGGCGUCGAAGAGGGAGAUGCUGUUGGAGUAUUCGAAAGUGAAGGACAGGGUUGCCUCAGGCUUCCAUGCAACGAACGAGCUUUACGAUCAGCUGAGAUGCGACCUUCAGCGAGUGUGGGAGACGUCGCCUGAAUUUAAGCUGAUCAGCAAAUUCGCAGCUGCCUCGAAAUCCACGAACGGGCGGCGCAUUGUGGACCUCUGGAGGGUUGAACGCAAAGGGGAGAAGGAAAGAUUCGCCCCGCACGCCGGCCUCCCGAACCGGAAGCUGCUUUGGCACGGGACGAAGGCCUGGUGCGUCGCCGCCAUCCUCAGGCAAGGGCUGAGGAUCCUGCCGCACUCGGGGGGGACCUUCGGGAAGGGGCUCUACUUCGCCUCCGAGUGCGAGAAGAGCGCAGGCUACGCGUCCACCUGCAACUUCGAGGGCGAGAGAGUCUCCUUCAUGUUCCUGGUCGAGGUCGCCCUCGGGACUCCGUUCGAGACCGCGCAGAGCGACUCGUCUCUGACAAGGGCGCCGGCGGGCUACGGCAGCGUCGUCGGGAGGGGGAGGACGGAGCCGGAUCCCCAAGGCGACAAGACGUUGGCACUGGACGGGCACGAGGUCACGGUGCCGGCCGGCGCGCCCGUCCCCCAGCAGGAGUGGUCGGGCAGCAGUGUUGCCAAGAGCGAGUAUCUCAUUUACCAGGAGAGCCAAGCGCGGCUCAGAUUCCUCAUUAAGUUCUCGUCCCGAUGACGUCUUUAUCUCUCUUUUUUUAUUUUCGUCUCUGUAAAUUGUGCUUGGCUGUUCCUUUUUAUAUUCAAUGUGGGUCAUAGAUUGAAUUCUUUAUAGCCUUUGAGGGAUAAAUGUUUAUUCACA